UCUCCCCCUCUCCCCUCCUUUCUUUCCUCUAGUACUCUAUAAAAUUGGUUCCUGCCACACAAGGCAGUAAGAUUUGUAUUGUUAUUGUAGACAUGAAGUCCAUUCUCUCAAUCUCAUCUGUUCUGUUGGUUUUAGAGCUCUGCUCAGGUGAGUGGUGCUACCAGAGUCAGUUUUCCUGUCAUGACACAUGUAGAGGACCUUCAGAGUGGAAGAGUCAUUUUCCUAAUUGUGGAGGUCAGAGACAAUCGCCUAUCAAUAUCGUCACACGCAAAGUCAAGCAUGAUCCAAAACUGACCAGUUUUAUCUUUGAUGGCCAUGAGAAAGUUUUCAAUAUCAGUGUGGAAAAUCAUGGACAUUCAGCUCACUUCACCCUCCCUCCAUUUGUGCGUCUCCGUGGAGGGGGUCUGCCAGCUACAUACAAGGCCGUCCAGUUCCACCUGCACUGGGGAGAGAACGGCGGCCAGGGCUCAGAGCACUCUGUGGACGGGGAGCGAUAUCCCAUGGAGCUACAUAUUGUUCACAUUAAAGAAAAGUAUGGCAGCUUGGGUGUGGUUUUAGAUUGGUAUAUGGUGUUGAGGGAAGAUAUUGUGACUUCUGGGCAAAACAAACAGUUGGACAGAGUCAUAGAGGCUUUAGGAAAAGUGCGAUAUGAAGGGAACAGCAGUGAAAUUGAAAAUUUUAGACUGACUGACAUCAUCCCUGAAGCCAGUAAACUGAGCUACUAUCGGUACUUGGGUUCAUUGACCACACCAGGCUGUGACCAGGCCGUUGUGUGGACGGUUUUCAAAAAGACUCUGCCCAUAAGCAAAAAUCAGCUGAUGUCAGUGGAUAAACAGCUGUUAUUCGGAACAGAAAAACCAAUGACUGGAAUAUUCCGUCCUGUGCAGAAUCUGAAUGGAAGAGUUGUGUACACAUCAGUGCCAGCUCACAGUCUGUGUGUCCUGCCCAAUCUAAUCACCCUGUUACUGUGCCUCUUUUGUGUUUUUGGACAACAAAGGCGUUUUCACUGAAUGGUAGAGAACACGUCUCUUUUAACACAGGAUGUUCUGUAUCGAGCUUCCAGAAACAAAGUAUAGCUAAUCAAUCUUCUGAGCACUGAACUGAAGGUACUGGGAUGGAUCUCUGUGCUAAAGCGGUGAAACCUGACAAUGGAGAAGAGAUUUCUUGUCAGCUGUCUCACUGGUGCCUCUUUUCAUGUCUUGGGAUAUUUUUCUUCAGUUGUGGCAGCUUUAUCUGGCUUUGGUUAUUUCAGGAUUCCUAUCUGUUUUCCAUUACUUUUUUGGUUGUUCAUGAUUACUGUAUUUAAAGUAUUUUAAAAUUGUAGAUAUAUUGCUGGGAAUGACUUCUAUUUAUAUGUACCAAUAAUUAUACUUGUAUAUAAAAAAGUCUUCAAAAAUACAAAAUAGCUUGAGAUUUGAAUGUGGCUCAUUUGAAGCUUUCUGAUCCUCCAAACUACGACGAUCUCACUAUGUACAUUUCAUUGACUUUUCCAUUACUUAUGACAUUUUAGUACAUUUUCAUGAUUUACCAGGCCUGCAAAUGCCAAUUUUUACUGUUGUUUAAUGUUUGAUGUUCUUAUGAUUCGCCUGUAAUUGAAUGUAUCAUAUGGCUAUGGUUUGAUGAUUAAAAUUGAUACAAACAUGUAAAACAAAUUGUGCAGGGCAUGUGAGGUGUAAGUUGUACAUAAUGUUUCCAAAGAUGUUAAUAAAAAUUCAAAUGAA
Cyprinus carpio (common carp) is the source of this 1721-nucleotide messenger RNA. RefSeq names its product carbonic anhydrase IV c. Gene Ontology annotation, molecular function: carbonate dehydratase activity; zinc ion binding. The transcript is spliced from 8 exons. Lineage: Eukaryota; Metazoa; Chordata; Actinopteri; Cypriniformes; Cyprinidae. Bases 93 to 1010 code for a protein of 305 amino acids. The record is from RefSeq and is a predicted model, not a curated record. Gene Ontology annotation, cellular component: plasma membrane.